Molecule: messenger RNA, 40218 nt
Organism: Pelobates cultripes (western spadefoot toad)
Lineage: Eukaryota; Metazoa; Chordata; Amphibia; Anura; Pelobatidae
Source: the annotation of a GenBank genome assembly
CCGCCGAGUGUCGUGAGGAGAGGUGACGUAAGAGAACGAAUCCUCGCUUCAUAACAAACUGUGCCGACCAGCUGAUACCAGAAGGCAGCGCGAGUUCAUCGAGUCCAGGGUGUUCGACGUGAGGAGGAAUUUGGAGGACGACUACCGGCUAACUACUGUUAAUAUAAACGAAGGGAUGUCGGACGAGGCAGAGCUGGCACACACCUCGGACAGAGGAUUGAUAAGGUGCCUUAGCGCGGCUGCUAGGUCUGUCCUGUAUUUCCCAUUGAGACAGCUCGGUAGAGCGUGAGUGCGCGCGCCCCCCCCCACUCACCACGGGUUAAUAACGGUCACUUGGGCAGCGCGUGGAGGUCAGCUGCAACCGACCCCGUGACCUGCAGGCAGGAGAGCUCGCGCUCAGUGUGUGGGCACGUGGGGGACAUAACAUGAGAGAGUCCUCACUGUGUCUACAGAGUGACCAAUGACUAUUACUGGACUGCUGGCUAGCGCAGUGACCAAUGACUAUUACUGGACUGCUGGCUAGCGCAGUGACCAAUGACUAUUACUGGACUGCUGGCUAGCGCAGUGACCAAUGACUAUUACUGGACUGCUGGCUAGUGCAGUGACCAAUGACUAUUACUGGACUGCUGGCUAGCAAAGUGACCAAUGACUAUUACUGGACUGCUGGCUAGUGCAGUGACCAAUGACUAUUACCGGACUGCUGGCUAGCGCAGUGACCAAUGACUAUUACUGGACUGCUGGCUAGUGCAGUGACAAAUGACUAUUACUGGACUGCUGGCUAGUGCAGUGACCAAUGACUAUUACCGGACUGCUGGCUAGCGCAGUGACCAAUGACUAUUACCGGACUGCUGGCUAGCGCAGUGACAAAUGACUAUUACCGGACUGCUGGCUAGUGCAGUGACCAAUGACUAUUACCGGACUGCUGGCUAGCGCAGUGACCAAUGACUAUUACCGGACUGCUGGCUAGCGCAGUGACCAAUGACUAUUACCGGACUGCUGGCUAGCGCAGUGACCAAUGACUAUUACCGGACUGCUGGCUAGCGCAGUGACCAAUGACUAUUACCGGACUGCUGGCUAGCGCAGUGACCAAUGACUAUUACCGGACUGCUGGCUAGCGCAGUGACCAAUGACUUACCGGACUGCUGGCUAGCGCAGUGACCAAUGACUAUUACCGGACUGCUGGCUAGCGCAGUGACCAAUGACUAUUACCGGACUGCUGGCUAGCGCAGUGACCAAUGACUAUUACCGGACUGCUGGCUAGCGGACCAAUGACUAUUACGACCAGCUGGCUAUGCAGUGACCAAUGACUAUUACCGGACUGCUGGCUAGCGCAGUGACCAAUGACUAUUACCGGACUGCUGGCUAGCGCAGUGACCAAUGACUAUUACCGGACUGCUGGCUAGCGCAGUGACCAAUGACUAUUACCGGACUGCUGGCUAGCGCAGUGACCAAUGACUUACCGGACUGCUGGCUAGCGCAGUGACCAAUGACUAUUACCGGACUGCUGGCUAGCGCAGUGACCAAUGACUAUUACCGGACUGCUGGCUAGCGCAGUGACCAAUGACUAUUACCGGACUGCUGGCUAGCGCAGUGACCAAUGACUAUUACCGGACUGCUGGCUAGCGCAGUGACCAAUGACUAUUACCGGACUGCUGGCUAGCGCAGUGACCAAUGACUAUUACUGGACUGCUGGUUAGUGCAGUGACCAAUGACUAUUACUGGACUGCUGGCUAGCGCAGUGACCAAUGGCCACUAAUCGCUAGUACUGGACUACUGGCUAGUAAAUUGACCAAUGACUAUUACUGGGACUACUUAUGGUCCUGGCACUGUGAACUACACAUUUUAUGAUGGUGACUAAAAAUGUUAUAUGGUGCUUUAAAAAAAACAAAAACAAAACAUCCUGGCACUUAAUUUUUUUUUUUUUUUUAAAUAGUAAUUUUGAUUAGGUGCUCUUGUACCUUUUUUAAAGUCAAAAAUUUGUAAAUUGUUAAUUGCUGGCUAUAAAGCACCAACAUAUUCAGCAGCUGUGUAUAGUAGGUGGUGUAAGAAAAGUUAGUUGGGUUUAAAGACGCCAAAGGUGUUGAGGAAACUGCUAAGAUAAUGACCUUUUUAAUUUUUUUAGUUAUGAGGCUGCUAUAUAAGGACAGCCCUGACUUGGGUGGAGGAUGAUUGGGUAUUGAUGCAUUUUUGUUGGUCUUGUAUGAAUCUUACAGGGUUCUUCUUAAACUGGGAAUAGUCAGAAAAUCACAAUAGACUAGCAUAGUUAAUAUGAAAUUGUAUAUGUGGUGAAGCUUUUUCAUUCUUUUUAAAAUUUGCAACUCACUUGGGAAUUCCUAAAAUUCUAAGUCUAGUGAACAGUACUGCUUCCCCCACCCCCCUCCCCCGAAGAUGUGGUAAAACUUCAUUGCUGGUUUAGUUUCAGAAUAAUAAUAAAUUUUAUGACAUAGGAAACAAUGGUAUCUGGGUUCUCCAUAACCAGUUUGUAAAUGUGUAAAAUGUCAAAAGAACAAGCGGUUUUUAUCACUUGUGGUACUCAGGAACGGGUACCUUCUAAUUAUACCAUGUCAAUCAGAGUUUGUGUCACCAGAACACUAUAUUUAACAAUUUUUACAUAGCUACCAUGUCCAGAAUGUGUUUCAUAGAUUGACAACGUAUACAGUAGUUGGUGAUAAUAGGUUGGUACUUCAAUACAUUGCAAUGUAGUUACUGAUGACACUUAGAUGAUACAUCAUUAUAAACUAAAGAAUGUUUGCAGCAAAUUAUUGAGCGUGCCAGAAAUUUAUUUUAAAUAUUGUAUAAAUCAACAUUGUUUAAAAAGUGUGGCAGUAUUUUCCAGUCUAGUAUACCUAGCUUUCUAUCGUUGGUAGUGGACGUGUGGAGUUGUGCCUGUCAAACUGUUCUAGAAUGCACUAUGGCGUUUUAAGUGGUUGGAAUGUUCCUUUAAGGGAACACUAGUGUUAGGAAUCCAAAUCUGUAUUCCUAACUCUAUAUUUGCCCCCAUGCACUCCCCUAUGGCAAUGAAAGGGUUUUUAGCACACAAAAAAAACUUGAAACACCUAUUCAAUUCCAGCACCUUCCUCUGUGCUUGCUCAGUUUCCACUUCCUCAUAACGAGUGGGACCUAAGUGACAUGUGCAUUAGGAAAGCAUUGAGUCAGUGCUUUCUUCUAGGGAUUUAGAUUAGAAGACGCUGAAUGUCUCAUGCAGUCUGGGAAACAGGCACUAGAGGCAGUCUUGCCAUGCAAUGUAAACAAUGCUGUUUCUUUAAAAUUUUAAUGUUUUCUGCUGCAGGGUUAAAGGGAAACUAUAUAGGAUAGAAAUACAAAACUGUAUUCCUAGCCUGUAGUACCCCCCCCACACACUUUAAAAAAUCUUGUCACUUACCUGAAUCCAGCUCUGAUGCCCCUUGGUGCUGGGUCAGGCUUCGCCUUUGCGCCUCCUCCCCAAUAUCGGGGGACCUAGUGCACCAUUGCAUUAGCAAACCACAUGGGAAAUCACUGAAUCAAGGCUUUCCUAAGGAAUUUUGACUGAAGUUAGAUGUCCUCAUGCAUACCAAAAGUUAUCAAACCACCCGGAAGUCCCUCCUAGGUAGGGGUAACCCUGCAACGUAAAUAUUGUAGUUUUCAAUAACUGCAAUAAUUACCAUUGCAGGUUUAAACUGACAGGGACGCUGCACCCAGACCACUUCCAUGAAAUUAAGUGGUCUGGAUGACUAUAGAGUCCGUUUAAAGUGUAACUUAUGAAUAAUUCACAAGAGAAUUGCAUGUUUUCAGUCAAAAUAGCCUAAUAGUAUUUUCCAGUUAGUAUGUUUUUUUAAAAACAAACAGAAUUUUCAGUCAGAAUUUUGUAAGCAAUGUUAGGGAUUCUGCCAUUAAACAGUGAAUUGUGCUGUCUUGCCACAGACGUCCCUGCGUAAUGCUCAUUUUUAAGAUACUAUAUCCUGCUUGUUGGUGAUACGAUAUGCUGUUGCAGUGUCAUAUGGUGUUUAAUAUUUAAAUGUUUAAUUCAACUGGAAAUGUCUGUGGUGUAAGGUGUUGUUUGCUUUGUCAGUAUUUACAUGUAUAAUCAGUCCUUCUAAAUACUUUUUCUCUCUCAAAGCAUGUUUUUGAGUUUACUAAUUGGUACAGUAAGGUUUGCAUAAUUUAAUACUGAUGCUAAGAAUAAUUAUCAAAUGUAUUUUGUCCUUUGCUAUUAUUUAUUUUACGCUAAGAUUUGGACUUUGCUCACUUUCCUAUUUGGGUGUUUUUGUUUUCCACAUUGAUCAUGCCCAUGAAAAACCAUUCAUUUGGUAUUUUCAUUGUUAAAAAUGGGCAUAAUAUCAUAAGACUUCUAUUGAUCCAUGUUUAAAAGGACUGUCAUCGACAUGAAUACCCAACACGUGGAUGAACAGGUUCUGUAGGUGUCUGUACUGUACACAACGUACUCUUAUGACUUUGCCUAAAGCAAUGCAUUCCAUGUGAAGCAUGCGUGUUCACAAAGGUAUUCCUGUAGCAAAUCUCAUAUCUAGGGUUAAAUUAGACACGUGGUUACUUACAUCUGAAAAUCUGUGUAGUUACUAACCAUUUUUGUGGGUGAAAUUAUUUGCAAUUACGUACUCACAUUUGUGACUGUAGCACUUUAAAACACUGCACCAGAAUAUUUGAAAAAUUACACUUGGACAUGGAACAUUUUAAUCAUGACAACCUAUUUCUCUUGUAUGGGUUAACUGUUAUGAUCCAGAAAACUCCACUGUCUGCCACCCAUCCUUCUGUUUCUUAUAACUAUAGAACAUAUUCUCCAACUAUGCUUUAGUCACUGCUUGACUGUCUUAGAUGGAAUUUUGCAAUUUGAUUUUCAGUUCAAUGUUCACUAAAUAAACCUUAUGAAUGAGUCGGUCAUCUAAUAGAGAAGGUGCUUAUGUCUUCAGAUCUUUUUGGGCAGUAGUGUUCAGGUUUAUGGAGGAUCCAUAGAUCACAUAGUUGCUGUGAUUUGACAAAAGUUGACAGCAAAGUUCCGACAACUCAGUCAGCACGAGUAUUUAAAGAGAGCCCAAUAGUGCCAGGAAAACAGUAGUUAAAAUCCCUUCAGUCACCUAGAUAAUUCCAGUGCCGAUGUCCCUCAGUGCUGGGUCAGGCUGUGCCCAUGCUCCUUCCCAGCAAACAGGUGAGACCUAAUGCGCAUGCGCGGCAAUGUCCGAGCUCGUAUUAGGAUUUCCCCGUAGGAAAGCAUUAAUCAAUGCUUUCCUAUGGGAAAAUCUGACGAUGGAGAUCCUCAUGCAGAGCAUGAGGACGUCCAGCGUCGGAUAACAUACCGAAGGUCCGUUUCAAACCAGGAAGCCCUCUAGUGGCUGUCUGGUAGACAGCCACUUGAGGUGGAGUUAACCCUGAGAGGUAAUUAUUGCAGUUACUCAGAAACUGCAAUAAUUACCACUGUAGGGUUAAGGGAUAUGGGAUAUUGCACUCAGGACCACUUCAGUGAGCUGAAGUGGUCUGGGUGCCUACAGUGUCCCUUUAAUAAAGAUAUCAUCUUUAUUUGGUGCUCAGAAAUGACAGAGCUUAUUCAGAGGGUUAGUACUCAUAAUCACUACAGAAAUAUGCUUAGAACUGACUUUGGCCAGCCAGGAACUCUUAUUUUCAGCUGGCUAAUGUAGCCCCAAUGACUCUUCUAUACUUUGAUAGCAGACUUUUAAACUUCACGUGGACAGCAUUUCACUGUCAAAAUGAUAGCAGAGAACCUAUAGUCUUGAAAACAACUAUUUUCAAUGACUAUAGGUUCUCAUUAAAUACUACCUAAUUUUUUAUUUUAUUUUUUUAAAGCAUGUUUCCCCCUGGGUAAUCCAUGCAAAGUCUUAACCCUGGAUCGCUUUCUGGCUACUUUGUAUUACAGGAAUGCUUGGGUAAAUACACAAGGGAUGUAUUGUAAAUAGUCACUGGUUUAUGUAAUUUGCAUUAGUUAUGUAAAAGAGCCUUCUCUAGUAUGAGUUAAACUAUCGCAAAGGUUACACUUUUUUUUUUUAUUUUAUUUUUUUUUAUAAAUCAAAAGGUGGGGACAGAGGGACACCAUAGUGUUACGAAUAAAGCUUUGUAUUACUAACAUUGUAGUGUUCCUUUUAAUGUUUUUGUUGACUGCAUCACUUUGCACUAGUGUUUUUUUUUUUUUUUUUGUUUUUUUUUUUUCCUCUGCUUCCUAUUUAUAAAUACAUCAGUAUUGUCCUUAAAGUGUCUGUUGCUUUGUGAUACUUUAAGCAUUUCAAUCAGAUUUUUAGUGCAUUGGAAUUUCCUAUGGAUAUAAAACAUAGUAGAUACCAGAAAGUGAAAUAGCCACUUGACUGCUGUUUAAAACAAUAGUGUGCUCUGAUAGACCAUGAAAUAGAAUCUGUGUACAUAGUCCCACUUCUAAAUACCGUCAUAAUUCAAAGUGCUACAAAAAAAACCCCAACACAAAUCUAGUGACUGCCUUGGCCAAUGUAGUUAUAAUUAUAUUUUAUAUUAAUUUGAGACAAAAUUGUAAAUUUGGAGUUAUCACAGUGAAAACCAGUUUAAUAUUUCUACGCCAUGGCCUAGGACAGUGACAGUAAACAACAUGUCUCGAUUGUGCUACUUAACAGGACUUACUUCAGAGGAAAUUGGUGACCAUGACACCUAAAAUAUUUCUGCUACAAUCAAUGGCAUAGUGCAGGGGUAGGCAACUUUUUAGCAGCACCGUGCCAAUGUAGGAUUGUGAUGUCCUAUUUUUUUUAAAUUGAGUUGUGUAUGCUGCCGUAUUCUGCUUGUGUUAUUUUUACUGUAAUUGCUUUGUAUCAUUGUAUUUGUGUGUAUAUGAGCUAUUAUAUUGUAUAUGUUCAGGAGUAGUUUGUGGUAUCGUGUGUGUGUGUGUGUGUGUGUGUGUGUGUGUGUGUGUAUGUAUAUAUAUAUAUAUAUAUAUAUAUAUGUGUGUGUGUGUGUGUGUGUGUGUGUGUGUGUGUAUAUAUAUAUAUAUAUAUAUAUAUAUAUAUAUGUGUGUGUGUGUGUGUGUGUGUGUGUGUGUGUGUGUAUAUAUAUAUAUAUAUAUAUAUGUGUGUGUAUGUAUGUAUGUGUAUAUAUAUAUAUAUAUAUAUAUAUAUAUAUAUAUAUAUAUAUAGUGUGUAUGUAUGAAGGCUGUGUAUGGGGCUGCUUGUGGAAUUGUCUGUGUGGAUGGAUAUGUCACAUUGUGUGUUUGGUAGUGUGUAUGUAUGGGGCUGCUUGGGGUAUUGCAUGUGAGAGGCUGCAUGUGGGCUUGUGUGCAUGUAUGUGGAUUGUUAGUGGUGUUGCAUUUGUGUGGAUUGUGUGUGGGCUGUUUAUAUUAUUUGUAUGAGGGGAGGGUUAUUGUGCAUUUCUGUGUAUAUCUAGCAGUGUGGGUGGCUUCCCUGGGUUCCAGUGGGACCAGGCUGGCCAGGUACAGGUCAAGGACAGGAGGUGCAACAGCAGCUGCGGGCUGCUCUACUACAGUGUGGAUUCCCAUUCACAAGUGCUGGGAGGAAGUGCUGCAUUGCAUAAAUUGACGAUUAUCCUCAACCAUCUUUUCAUAUUAGUAGAUAUCUGAAGUUUCACUGGGACUCCUGAUAGGCCAGUGCCUGUUUGGCUCUAGCAGCCUUGAGUGCAGUGCAUGGCACUAGUGCCGUAGGUUGCCUACCCCUGGCAUAGUGUAUCGAAGGAGCAAUGUGGUAGCACUGUCAGAUGAGUGUAUGUAAAACGACUCUUUUGACACUGCAAUGUUUACGUUCAUAAAGCAAUAUCUGGAAGAAUUUUUUUUAUUUUUUAUUUUUUUUAAGUGCAGUGGUAAUGUUGAAUUCUGUCUUGAGAAGUUGUGUUGUUAUUCUAUGAAUACCUUUUUUAAAAAUGAUCUACGUCCAGGAAAACAUCACAUUAGCAGGAGGCAUUUUUAUACCGUUUUCUGGAAAUAUUGACGGUUUCAGUUACGUUUUUAGCAUUUUUUGGAAUCCACAACUGCAGCUGGGUGGAUGAACAUUGGAACUUAAGAUCAUGGGAUUUUGGCAAUGCUUUAAUUGAAAAAGGAGUAUGAUUAGCUUCAAAAUCAUAUUUACUGUUGAUCAGUGAACAGAAUUGGGAUUUGCAGCAAACCAGGCACACACUAACUCUUCAAAUGAUUACUACAACCCUUUUGCACUAUUCUUUUAUUUUCAUUGUUAAUGCCCUAAUGGGCACUAGUAAAUUUGUCCACCCCCCUUUUUUUUUUUUUAAAUUUAAAGACCUUUUAAAACUUACCUUGGCCAAGGUUACCUUGAGUCUUUCCACACCAUUGUUAUCCUGCAUCACUUCUUCUGUCUCUGAGGUCCUAUUCGAUGCUUCUCAUAGAGAAUCUUUUAUUGGACCAAUCUCACUGGCUUAGAGCAAGCAAAUGUGAGUAGACACUGUAGGGGGGUUGUUAGGGGAGCUGUUCAGAAGUGGGGAUGUAAAUAAAUUUAAAAAGAAAAUGUUCACAGUAUUGGAAGGGCGGGGACAUACAAGCUUCCCCUUGCAGGAGUGCUCACAACUCUGCCUGCAAGGAUAGAAGUUGAGAAUGUCUGUUGCCAUUGUGCAGUGCCUACAGGCAACAUACAGGAUUUUUGCACAGAAUUAUCAUUGGGCAGCUAGGAAAAGAGUUCUGGGCUGCCUAAGUUAUCUGUUCCAGAGCUGUAACUAGCCACUGGCACAAAAGUGCAGAUGUAUUUGCAAAAUGAAUUGCUGCAUAUACAGAUUCCUUGCUCCAUGACCACUUCUGAAAGCAGAAGUGGUCAUGGAGUUUGGAGUAAUCCUUAAGUCUAACUUUCGUCCUGUUUCACGAUGUGUAUAAUAUUGCUUUUUUCCUUCUAUACUUGAAAAGUCUAAAGUGUUGAUCACUUAGUUACUUACGAUAGUCUUAUUGCUAUUUCAUCAAACAUCUGAUCUAACGCUCAUUAUAACAUAAAUGAUCUCUUUUGAGGUGGAUUAUUUGGUAUUGCUGUAGAUUUUUAUUUUCUUUACUGGCACAUUAUCAAACUUACAAAAGUCCUAACUGCCGGAAAUUUUGACAAGUUACAGUUGCGUAACUAGUGUUAUUAGUGUGUGAUGCAUAGUAUGCUUUCACUGAAACCUAGUGAGUUAGUCCUUGUGACUUAGUAGUUAAAAGUUCAAUAACCAUUGUAGGCAACCAGACCACUUCAUCUCAGUGAGGUGGUUUGGGUUCAUGUCCUACUAGUAUUAACCCAGCAACAUGAAACAUUGCCAUUCUGCUGGACUAGUGACUGAGCUUACUUGGAGCUUUCUUGAAGGCAAAUCGUACAAAAACUGCAAUUUUACUCACCGUAAAUUUUAUUUUUCCUUACUAUGGUGGCAGUACAAUAGGGAUGUACUCUUCCCAUGGGACAAGCAUCUGAAAUUAAAAAGGAACAUAAACGUUCCUACACCAACCUGCCAUGGACCCUCAGUACGUCCCAAUAAAACAUCAGAGACCUACUACUGCAAAAAUAGAAAAUGUAUUAAUAAAGGGAAGGAGUGAUGUACUGCCACCAUUUUAAGGAAAAAUGAAUUUACGGUGAGUAAAAUUGCAGUUUUUCCUGACACAUGGUGGUAUAAUAGGGAUAUAUUGAGAUCCCAGAGCUAUUGGCAGGAAUUAAGCAACCAUUGCUUGUACCACCUUAUGCUCGAAAGCCGAGUCAGAGGCAGAGAAUACAUCUAGUCUGUAAUGCUUGACAAAGGUAUUGAAUGAAGACCAUGUAGCGGCUCUGCAGACAUCUUCAAGUAGAGCAUGUAUCUUUCGGCCCAGGAAGCAGCCAUUGCUCUAGUAGAAUGAGCUUUCAAAGAGGCAGGUAGAGCCAUCUCGCUAAAGUAGAUUUGGAGGUAACAUGACCUGACAAUGUUUUUUGAAAAAUUGACAAAAAAGAUGGUCAGUCUUCCUGUAUGUAGAGGAGCAGUCUAAGUAGAUCUUCAGAGAUCUUCCAACAUCCAACUUGUGCCAAUUAUCUAAACCUGAGACCGAUGGAUAACCAAAGGAAUGCAGGGAAAUAGGUUGGUUGAUAGCCUUGGAAGAGAUGACUUUAAAUUCUUUAUUUUUUGCUGUGCACAAGAUAAUACAGAGGUUCACGAUGCCACAACAGCAUAAGCAAACAGUGAUAACAAUGUAGAGCAUUUAUAUGGCAUGAGAAAGUGGCACAGUUUUUAAGUAUAUCAAUACACAGGCUAGUCGUGCUUGUUUAAGUAGGAGUCACAGGAGUAAAGAUAGACGCAGAUAUAGAACAAGUAACGAUAAAGAUCUCGCUUAGUAUAUGUUUGCACGGUACCAAGAUUAACAAGCAAGGUUAAGAUUAUUAAGGCAUAUACAUAGUUUGUUCAAUCCGUUUAGUUGUAUUAACUAAGUUAGUGAGCUCAUUAUAAACAGUGACUAACAUACAAGCCUUUGCAGGCUAGUCUCGCUUAUCUGUCAGGGUACUAAUACUGAGUCUGCACUUGACAGCAGGCAUCAGAAAAGGAAAUGAAAGAAAAAAAAAAGAAAAAGAAAGUGAAGUCAUAGAUUGCAGUAGGUUAGGUGAGAAAGACAAAUAUGCAAGGCAGUAUGGCAUGGCUAGUGUUUGCAUAAAAAAGGACUGAGGAAAUCAUGCCACAGUGAUUAAAGAACCCUGGGACCCCAGACAGAGUCUCUCUUCUCUGUGGAAAGGUGAACAGGAGCCUGAUUGUUGCUGUUCAGGAGUCAGGAUGUAGGCAGCCCCAGUCUUCAUGCAGAGAGCUGGCAGGUUACAAUUCUUUGUUUCUCGGCUCCAUCUGUGAAUAAUUCCCUGAUGCUGUGGUGUGGCUUGUCAGGUAUUAUCAGCCGUUUGGGAGCUGGGUAUGUGCAGGGUCUUCGUAGUGAUCCACGGCUAUCGUGCGUGUAGUUUGGCAUCGUGGGAUCACACCAGCUUGCAGCCUGAUUACUGUUGGAGCCGCUUUGCCAGUUAGAUGGUUUCAGCACUAGGUCCUCAGUGUCGAUUGGUAGCACCCCAGGCCGGGUCUCAGGAUAGGUAAGUUGCUCAUACGAUGUCUCCCUGAGUUGCCCGUAGUGAGUGCCAAGAGCCCUGAGGGGGGGGCCGCUCCACAGCGUGCCGGUCAGGCUCAGCCGCCAUCUUAGGUGAUAAGUGAGGUCUCCGAUCAGGGUAGGGCCCCAGGGUAGGCCGGGAUGACCCCCACCGGCCCAGAGGGGGGGAAGCAGGGCCAUCACCCCAUUGCGUUAGAGGACCCCCAUGCUGCAACCAGGCAGGAUAGCAGGGCGGCGGCCGUCCACCCUACUCACCACCUGGGUAGGCCUGACUAGGCUUCGGUCACGGAGCUCUGUUUUCUCCCCAAAAGGGGCCAAGAAUCAGGUCACUAACUGAUCUCCAGUGCUAGCACCUCAUAGUGCAGUUGCCUGCCGUGUUUCAGCACCAGAAAUUGCGUUUUGGGACCAAAUUGCCAGGUAACAGCAGGAGCUAGAGUACCAUGCGUCUACUCUGCUUGGCGGUCUGGCCCCGCCCCCGGAAGAGAUGACUUUAGAUAGAAACGAAGGUUUCGGACACGGAACAACUUUUUCUGAAAUAACUUUUGUAAAUUCAGCAGAUUACGAAAAAGCCUGAAUUUCACCUAUCCUCUUAGCAGACGUUAUGGCCACCAAAAAAAAGCUGUUUUUAGAGACAAGGUUUAAAGAUGUGUCCUCCAAAGGUUUGAAAGGAUGGGUACAAAGAGUCUUCAAAACCAAAGACAGAUCCCAACAGGGAAAAAAAACUCUCUUCUUGGGGGCUUAAUCAGCCUGACAGCCUUAAAUCUCCUAAUCAGAGGAUUCAAAGCUUAAAAAAUGGCUGAGAGCAGAAACUUUAAAGGACCACUAUAGUGCCAGGAAAACAUACUCGUUUUCCUGGCACUAUAGUGCCCUGAGGGUGGCCCCACCCUCAGGGACCCCCUCCCGCCCGGCUCUGGAAGAGGGAAAGGGGUUUAAACUUACCUUUUUCCAGCGCUGGGUGGGGAGCUCUCCUCCUCCGAUCCUCCUCCGUUCCUCCUCCUGGGCUGAAUGCGCACGCGGUCACAUGUGAAAAUCACAGUGAGAAGCACGCAAGCGCCUCUAGUGGCUGUCAAUGAGACAGCCACUAGAGGAUUAGGUGGAAGGCUUAACCCAUUCAUUCUCUGAAACUGCUAUGUUUAUGAAAAAAUGGGUUAAACCUAGCUGGACCUGGCACCCAGACCACUUCAUUAAGCUGAAGUGGUCUGGGUGCCUAGAGUGGUCCUUUAAUUUUGAGGGUAGAUAAACGAAGACUGCAAUUUUACUCACCGUAAAUUCCUUUAAGGCUGACCUGUAGAAAAUGCAAGAUAGUAUCAGAAGAAGGAGAAUGUCGCAGGCAAUGAUGAGAUAUGCAACAAUGAAGGAAUUUCGUCCAAGGAAUUUCGUCAAAAUUUUCAAAUAGAUAGCAGAGGUAGAUCUUCUGGUGGAAUUCAGCAGAAUCUCGAAUCUCUCCUUCUUAAUGCCCCUGCUAUGCAAUAUUAGCCGUGCAGCAGCCAAGCUGUUGUCCUGAACAUUUUCAAUACCUUUAGUGGAAUAUCUUCGUUCUCCAGGAUCUCCUUUGAAACCGGAAGUUUCAAGUACCUCAAAACUAUCGUCAUUAAAACUGAGAACCAUUUCCAAUUUGGCCAGUAUGGGAUUAUGGCCAAUACCUUUGCAUGUUCUGAUUUCACCUCUUUCAAGAUCCUUGGAAUUGGCCUCACGGGGGAAAUAUGUAUGACAGGCUGAAGUCCCAUUUGAUUAAUAGCCCAUCCAGGACCAGAGGCAUGUCUGCCUUGAAGAGUGAGGCAAAUGUUUUCACCUUUGCAUUUGACCUUCUUGCCAUUAGAUCGAUGAUAGGCAGUCCAAAUAUCUUCACCAGCUGAGAAAAAAUUAUCGGAGUUAGAGACCACUCGUUCUGGGACCAUCUCGAUCUGCUUAAAGGACCACUAUAGUGCCAGGAAAACAUACUCGUUUUCCUGGCACUAUAGUGCCCUGAGGGUGCCCCCACCCUCAGGGACCCCCUCCCGCCCGGCUCUGGAAGGGGAAAGGGGUAAAAACUUACCUUUUUCCAGCGCUGGGCGGAGAGCUCUCCUCCUUCUCUCCUCCUCCAUUCCUCCUCCUGGGCUGAAUGCGCACGCGCGGCAAGAGCUGCGCGCGCAUUCAGCCCGUCGCAUAGGAAAGCAUUUACAAUGCUUUCCUAUGGACGCUUGCGUGCUCUCACUGUAAUUUUCACAGUGAGAAGCACGCAAGCGCCUCUAGUGGCUGUCAAUGAGACAACCACUAGAGGAUUAGGGGGAAGGCUUAACCCAUUCAUAAUUAUAGCAGUUUCUCUGAAACUGCUAUAAUUAUGAAAAAAUGGGUUAACCCUAGAAGGACCUGGCACCCAGACAACUUCAUUAAGCUGAAGUGGUCUGGGUGCCUAGAGUGGUCCUUUAAGUCGUCUGCAAUAACGUUGUCUGUUCCUCUUAUAUGAGUAGUGGAAAUGUCUUCUAGAUGACUUUGAGCCCAGGACAUAAUUUGCGUGCAAAGGGAGUGCAAUUUUCUUAUCCUUGUGCCCCCUUGUUUGUUCAGGUAAGACACCAUAGUCUGGUUGUCUGACUCAGUUUUCACUGCUUUCCCCAUUAUGAGAUCUCUGAACUGACGAAGAGCAUAUAAGACGGUUAUCAACUCCUUGUAACUUGAGGAUUCCCUUUUUUCUUCUUCUGACCAUGUAACUUGUCUCAAGUGAUACUGUAGGUGUGCACCCCAACCUGUAUUCAAAGCAUCUGUGGUGAUUAUGACCCAUCGUUUUGGCUGAAAUGAUGAACCUUCUGACAUGAAACUUUUUAUUUUAUUUUUUUGCCACCAGUCUAGUUUUCUUCUUACAGGAUCUGAAAUGUUAAAUACAAGUCUUUUUUUCUUUCUUUGACCACUUUAGAAGAAUUUCCCACUGCAAAGGCCUUGAUUCUGCUCUGGCCCAUUUUACUGCUGGAAUAGUGGAAGUGAGGUGUCCCAACACCUGCAUAGCUUUCCUCAGUGAGCAUUUUGGCUCUCUCUGAAGUUCUUUUGUCCGCUUCUUUAUUUUUCUUCUUUUUUCUGCUGGUAGGUGAAUAGCAAGAGUGUCUGACUUGAUCAAAAACCCUAGAAACUGAAUUGACCUUGUGGGAUGCAGAUGAGAUUUUCUUAGGUUUAUCACCCAACCAUGUUUUUCCAGGAUGGGUGUGGGGGCCAGGGGUGAGGACAAUAGGUUCCCCCCCUCCCCCCAACUUCAUUUUCAUUUAGGGCCCCCACCCACCGCUCAGGUGUGGGGGCCAGGGGGCAAGACGGGGGCUCACGGGUGAAGGCUGGGGGUGGGGAGGACAAUAGGUGUCUCUCCCCCUCCCCCCCACUUUCAUUUAGGGCCCUCACUCGACGCGGCAUAACGAGUAGGUGCAGGGUUUACUAAUACUAAGUCAUCUUUACUUAGUAUUAGUAAAUUUGUCUGAAAAAAACAAUUUCGGUCUUACAACCUUUUGCUAGAUAGCUCCCUGAUACCGUGAGAAUUAGGGAGCUAUCUACUAAGCGGCUGUAAGAUGCAGCUGCAGCACGAAUAGGAUUGGAAUUUCAUUCAUUAGAAUGAAAUUCCGAUCCGAACAAAGUCCCGAGUUGCGUCCUAACAUGAAUGAACAAACUGUUCUCAUUCUGUUAGGACGAAACUCUGUAGUUUUACCAGCGUUCUAAGUGACAGGACGUUCGGGAAUAUUGACAGGAAGCAUUGCGAGAUCACGGAUCAAAGGUGAGAAUUGUGGGAAAAUGCCUCUGACUGCAGGAAACUGAGCACACUUUGCUCCUCCGCUGGUCAGAGAUGGUCAGGCGUAGGAAACCUCCAUAAGACAAAGUAGUCUUUGUCUUAUGUUUUAAAGAGAACGAGAACAGAUCCUGAGAGAAGAGGAAUCGAUUGGGGAAAAGCAAGUUCACCAUGACAGUGCAGCUUUAAAAGAAUAGUGGGACUCAAUUUAUAGGAUAUCUCUAUAUCUCCAUAUCAGGUUGGCUAUGUGUAAAUCACAUUGAUUUUUAACAAAUGGUAGCCAAUUUGUAGUACAGCUAUGGUUGAAAUAUCUGUAUUUCUGAGUAGCAAAACUUCCCAGACUUGGUUGUUUUAACUAACACAGUUUGGCAUUUAGUAAACUGACCUCUGUGCUUGCAUGAAGUUGAAUCAUAUCAAGCAAUAGUGACUGUCUAUUUGAUUUAAAUGACAGUGGAACGUUUUAGCUAAUUACUUUCAAUCUUCUAUUGGCCUUCAUUUUUUUUUUUUAAGAGAAUCGUUUAAAAGGUCUGCCAGUUGAACUUUGUUUGCUCUGGGAUCUGUAAUUCCCACUUCGAAAAAACUAAGUGCUUGUUUAUCUUGUGGCACAUAGGCUUUGUUUGUUAUAAGCAAAUAGCGAAGAGUUGAUAAUGCAGAGUUCUUGGUAAAUUUAUUCAGCCAAACGUUCUUUGAAAGAAUCCCUGGGAAUUAAACUUUGUACAAAUUGCCCUCUGUUUUUCUGUGAUCUAUGUUGGAUGGUGUAAUCUAUGAAAUAAAAAACCAGAUUUACAAAAUGUAAGCCUAAAUAGGUGAGCUUAGAAACAAGCUUUAUCCUGGUGAUAUUUAUCAACUUUGUUGAUAGUUUGUUUGAGCCUAAAUUUAGCAAAUUAGUUUUUCACCACUAUUGCCUGUUUAGUGAAUGUACACUAGUGGUCUCGAAUAUUUUGAGGUGCUUGGCAGGUUUCAUCUAUAUACUACUGGAAUUAUUCCCAGGGUUUUGUCAUAAUAAAUACCUGAGACUCUGUCCACUAUAUUUUCAUGUAGUAAUUCACAAACUGAGGAUACCGCACUUUCUUAAGAAUCCAGGUGCUUAUUAGGGCCAGGGUUGGCAAAACCUAGUUUAGUAGAUAAAAUAAAUUCAGACCGGGCACGCAGGUUUAUGGAAACAAAAAUUGCAAUGUUUUGACCUACACAGAGGCCUUUAUCAAACACUAUAUUUUCUGGACAUCAAUUCAAGCUAAAGAUAACACAUGAAAACCUUUGCCUUGCACUAUAGAAUGUUCAAAUGUCGCAGGAAUUAAAACUGUUCUUGAAUUAGUGACAGGUGCUCAGGGUAAAGUGGUGGGUCUGGUAGCUCUGUUCCCUGCGAAGCAUGUGAUAGAUUUGGAUACCAUGUACCAGUGCUGAAUUAAAUUAUCACUAUUUAAUUAAAUGAGUGAAACUCAAAAAAUCUUUCAAAUAUGAACUUUACCUGCCUGUUUUGUCAGUAAGCUAGUGAAUGUGAAAUUCAGGGAGAUGCUUGAAUUCAGAGCUGCAUUGUAAUAGACCAGCAGGAUUGUUCACCAAAGUGAGAAUUUUCAGGGAUUCAAAGUGAAUUUCAAAUUUUGACUAAAUUAACUGAACGAGGAAAAUUCUCUAGGAAUAUUAGUUGGCUAUGUUUCCAGUUCAUCUACUUUGGCAUUUAAAGGGACAUUAUAGUCACCAGAACAACUACAGCCGUAUGUAGUUCUGAGUAUAGUCCGUCCCUGCAGACUUUUUGCAGAGAAAAGGCAGUGUUUACAUUUCUCCUUAGGGGCACCUCCAGUGGUAGUCUCUCAGGCGGCCACUAGAGGUGAUUCCUGCUGAACUUCUCCCACAGAGAUGCAUUGAUUCAACGCAUUUCUAUGAGGAUAUGCUGAUUUACUAGCUGGGCAUUUGGCUCUGCCCCCAGCCACACCUUCUUGGCAGAGAUUUUUGGAAUUGACUAUCUCCGUCAUACCAAUGCUUUCCAUUGCUUUGUCUGACAUCUGUUUUGAUCACAGCCAUGCAGGCGGGUUGGGGCGCAGCCAGCGCCAGCAGAUGGUAAUUAUUAUUAUUAUUAUUUAUUUUUUUUUUAGGCGGGCAACAGGGGGCUCAUGUGGUUUUCUAAACCUAUAGGGUCAGGAAUACAUGUUUGUGUUUCUGACCCUAAAGUGUUCUUUGAAGUCUCUAAAGUGAGAAUUGUAGGGAAUUCAAGUGAAUAUGAAUGUGUGUAUUUUCAAACAAAACUAGCCAUAACAAAACUAGAAUACAUAUGUUGGUUGUUGACCAUAAAGUGCAUAUAUAUAUAUAUAUAUAUAUAUAUAUAUAUAUAUAUAUAUAUAUAUAUAUAUAUAUAUAUAUAUAUAUAUAUAUAUAUAUAUAUAUAUAUUAGUUUGCCUACGAUGGUUCUAAACAUUUGCAAUACAAAUUCUGUUUACGGUGCAGGGUAAGGCACCAUUGCACCCAGACCACUUCAGAAAGCAAAAUGCAACAUAUGAAAAUAUUAAUUUACUAUAAUAAUAAUUUGUGUACCUAAAAUGAUGACCUAAGAAAAGUUACUUGUGCAAUAUCCCAAAUCCCUAUGCAUAUUUAAAUAACUGGAGGUUUUUUAGUAUAAUUCCAAUGAUCAUUAAAGUGCAAGCUCUCCUGCCACGUCAAGUCAAAUCUCUUAGGUGAGACCUACACUAACAAUUCACCAUGCUUCUUUCAGCUUCAGAUAAAAAUCUCUGAUACAGAGAGGGGAAUUUUCCUUAACCCCCUAUGCACUUAUUAGCCCUGAAUAGGUAACAAAUGGGUGCAGUUUAAUAGAGAACACAUGGUGACCUAGUAGCUUGUCAUUUCCUCUAUGAUGUUCACUGGUAUGGUUGAGCUAUACAGGGAUAUUAACUUUUCCUUUUUCUUUCACCCCCGCAUCUUGCAGGUCAGGAUGGCUUUCAAGUUGGCUUCCAACUUGGUGCCCCACAUCCAUGUGUCAACUUGAAGAAGCUGAAGAGAAAAUACUAAAGCGUAAGUUGCAUUUUUGCAGGUAGGGUUGAAUGGAGGAGCCAAUUAGAUGAACGUGCAAAUACUACCAAGGUUUGUUUAGAAUAGUCCUUUGCUCUAGCUGCCAGCAGAAAGCCAAGGAGGUGUUUAAAGGAACAAACAAGCACCAUAAUGGAUACAGCCUGCUCUCCCUUUAUUAGUAGUCAGGCUUUUUAAGAAUGUUAACCAACUUACCUAAGGUUUACUGGUGCCUGUCACCACCUCCCCAGGAGCUAAAAGCUUCUGCAGGGAGUUUUCACUUAGCUCAGUGGCUCUGGUGGCAGGUGAGGCAGUAACAGGCACCCAGCAGACAACAGGUAAGUUGUCAAAUUGUUCUUUAAAUGGUUUGGCAACUUAGGCGUGGUGCCAUGGCACUUCUAGUAGUGUAACCAUUACAGCAGGCUGUAGUGAUUAUGGUGUGCUUGGAAUGCUUUUAAGUGUCAGUGAAGCAUAUCUAUAGAAUGCCUCACCUCGCUUUAAUUUAAAACACUUAACCCUGUCUGUUUACGCAUGCUGUUAUCUUCCAGAAGAUGGUUUGAUUAAUUGUGAAUAAUGUACUGAUGUUUCAUGUAUGUACCAAUAUAACUUCACAUAUAAAGUCUGGCUGUACACGCAAUACAGGGAAUUUUUUUCCUUUAUAAAAAAAUUAGGACAUGCUUUUUCCUCUUAGUUGCACUUUGUUUCCUGGAGGUCCUUGGGAAAUCAUGGGACAAUGCUGUAAUGCUGCCCAUAGCCUCUUGCACAUUACAUGAAGGUGUAUCCAGUCCUGCUAUAUGGCUGAAUAGAGAAACUAUUUCCCUGAUCAUAAAGUCUAACUAAUUCAGUUUUUGACUUUCUGGUCCCAACAAAAGUUAGUCAGUUAAUCAGAAGAAUGAAUGUCUAGCAAAACAAUUGUAGGGAGUAUAUGUAUGUGUUUCUAUAUAUCUUGUUAAUGUUUAUAUGCUGUAUAUCUUAUUUAGUGUAAAUUUUAAUCUCUGGCAACGUUUUCUGCUCUAUUUUUGAAUUCUAUCUAAAGUAAUGUAAUAUAAACAGUGGAUCAAGCGCUAGAUCAGUUCUGUAGAUUUGUAGCAGUAACGAUCCUGCCAAGGGUGUCUCUUCCUGACUAAAGAAUUGAUAAUCGUUCACCGUAGGUUUGUGGUUGUGCUUCCAGUAGAUGUUUGACAGACAAAAAGGAACAAACUAAAAUUCAAUGGUUGAGUGUCUCUCUGCAUAGGGGCCCGAAAAUACAGGGAGCUACUUACAUUCAAUAGAGCUUUACACCAGCUCAGAGAUUCUGUGAAUGGGCGGAUUCCAUGUGCAAAUAUUAUUGUAUGGUGUUUUUGUUUGUUUUUCUGCAAAGAUUAUUUCACCUCUAUUACCCAAGAAUAUAAUAAGUGGUAAAGAGGACUGUGAUAGGCAAGGAUACCAAUUUAUUUAUAUUGGCCAAUGGAAGGGAAUAGUUUUAUACUGUAUGUUUGUCUAGGCAACACCUUUCCACAUGUGUUAGUCAGAGCAAUAGGGGAUGGUUUAUACAUUUUUGAAAUUAGGAUGAUCCACUCAUUGGAUGUGAUCUUCUUUUUGAUAUGUUUCCUUCGGAGUGGGUAGAAAAUUGUGAUUAAUUUGUUGUGCAGGGUGUGACGGACCGCCUGGCACCCCGACUAGGUACCUCCGCCAGUCGAUGCUUCCUAGCUGUCACUGAGUACUAUAAGCACCUUAGCCGCCGCAGCUUGGCUGGGGUCUUGCCAUCCCUUCCCACCCUGGACCAAACUCCUGGAUCCAGCUCCUAGUGAGAAGGCUUCUCCUCCAAGAGAGUAUAGCAGUGUAGCUCUUAUAAGAGCUAGUGAUUUAUAGCAAUCCAAAGAACAAUCCCAGGAGCAGGGAUUAUAGCAGGUAUAGCGGUUCCUUCAAUCACGAGACGAGGCUCUGUGUUGAGGGUAAGCUGGAACUAGUUUAUUGGUAGCCACAACUGGCCUUAUAUGCAAGUCCCCAUGCAAGGGGCACUCCCCGCUGGACCUGAGCGUAAACCAAAGCAGAAAAAAAUACUUACACUGGGUCUCAGAUCCAGGACACUCCCGCACAUAACUAGUUUAAUCCCUCCUCUGUACCUGGGAGAUAAUUGAGUCAAGUACUGUAUUAACUCUGUUAUCUCCAGACACAAAAAUACACGUUUUUAUAAACCCCCAAAAUACCUUCAAAACAUACAAAACCCCCACAAAAGUUAUAUCCAUGAAUAGCCCCGAUCUGGGUGAACAACAUAUUCAAAACUCACCCAGAUUGGUUAAGGGGUUCAGGAAUUUCCUGAUUCUUAUUUUUGACAGACCGCACGCAUGGUCCUAUCCCCAAAACGGUUCCAUAGAAUCGCAGCCAAGUGUUGCUGGAGACCGACCGGGAACUGCAAAGUUUUCAUGCCAAAAAUAAUUCCAGCGUAUUCGCUGUUAAGUCCCCCUGAAGUCUAUUUGCGGUUUUGGUCAAUGCGAACGGCCGCCAGGGAGCUAGCAUUCGGUUCUAUGGAAAGUGCUGAACCAGGGGAAUAAAAUAUGGGUCUUUACGGUUGCUGACAUGGCCCAUAGUCUUUUGGCAGGAGGCUAGCAAGCAGGCCCCUCCAAAAGCCUGUGGCGAGGCUCUGUUUGUCACAGAGGGGAUUUGUUUUUCCAUUACUAAAUAAAUGUAUUUUGCCAAUUUGUUUCAUUCAUCAGGCUUUAUGGCAUUAUAUUUUUUUCCUUGUGCUAGUCACAAGACACGACCUAGAAAAAAUAAAACUGCUUUGGCAUGGGGUUGGGGCAGAUGGUCAUGCCAACUUUCAUAUCGGGAGAGAGGUUCAGAGCUUCAUCGGGAUUAGUCCUGAUCCUUAAAGUAACACUGUAAGGUCAGGAACACAAACGUGUGUGUGUACCUGACCUUAUCGUGUGAAAACUAUAAUUUAGGUGGCUUGCCCCGCCCCAUUUUCUCCCUUAGUAAGGAUUAAAGCUUACCUUUCUGCCGGCACUGACCUUUCCCCAUAUCCGCCUCUUUGACUGUCAUCAGAAUUGAUGAUGAUAGCCAACCCAAUGCUUUCGCAUAGGGAAAGCAUUGGAUUGGCUUAGAUUGUCAAGGAGGAAGGCGGGGCCAAACCCCAGCGUGGCCAGCCAGCAUCUCUAUAAGGAAAGUUCAGCAUCUUCAUGCAGAAUGUGGAGACGCAGAACGGCAGUUCAGCACUGACCCAGAAAACUCCUUCAGUGGCCAUCUGAGUAGCCACUAGAGGUCUCUUGGCUUUUAAUGGUUUUUUUUUUUUUUAUGAAAAGACAGUGUUGAAAAAGCCUGCUGGAACUGACUAUACUCACCAGAACAACAACAUUAAGCUGUAGUUGUUCUGGUGACUAUAACAUGGCUCGCCAAAUCAACAAUGGCAUAGGUCAGCCUGAUCCCUACCGCAGGGGACUUGCAAGCUUGAAGGACAGCAUAUAAAGACUGCCAGCUUGCUGUCUGCCCACUCCCAUUCCACAGAGCCGGCCCUACAACCCGCCCAUUUAAGCAGAGCUGGCUGCCCGCCCUUUCCCCUAUGCGCCAGGAAGAAGUAAUUACAGUUCCCUUCACGUCCUCCUGGCACAUAGAUCUGCAUGGGGCUGAGGAGACAGGAGGAGGGGGAGUCUGAACAGCGGGAGCUGAUCCCAUCAGCCGCAGCCAGCCCCCACUAACCUAUUGCCACUUACUCCUACCCAGUCCCACUGGACCCCAGGGAAGCCAACCCCCGUGAGCCCAAAAGGUAGGAAACAGGAGGGUGGCUUAAAAUUUUUUCUUUGUGUGUAUAUAUCUGUUAUGCCGGUUUGUCUGUGCGUAUCAAAUACUUUGUGUCUGUCUGUGUGUUUCUGUCUGGGGGUGUGUGUGUUUUAGGUCACCAGCCUCCUCUGAUCGCAUGGGAAUGGUGUUCUUACUCACAUUUUUUUCAAACGCUAUGCUGGUCUCGCUGCAGCUGGCAAGCCUCUAUAGCUAAGAUUAUCAAUUACCAAUUAGCGACUCCAUGCAGAGCGUGAAGACGCUGAAUGUAGGUAGGAGACACUUUAGUGGCCGUUUGAAUGACGGCCACUAGAGGUGUUACUAGGCAGCAAUCUAAACUCUGCCUUUUCUCUGACCACAACAUUAAGCUGUAGUAGUUCUGGGGAGUAUAGUGUCCCUUUAAGAAUUUUAUUUUUUGUCUGGCUCUAAAGCUAAUUUUGUCAAGGCCUGGACUAUAAUGUUCCUUUAACAUUGUAUCCAUUACCAGGAUUACUAUUGUACUCUAGCUAAAUAUAUCAAUUGCAUAUUUCGUUUUAUUUAAUGGGUUUAAUUGAUAACCCCAAAAUAUUUAACUUUUUUGACUUUGUGUUUGAUUUCCCUCUCCCCCCCUCCCCCCCACUCUGUACAGGUAUUAAAAGUCCCUGCACUAAAGAACACAUGGUUAUAUCUGAUGGAAAUAAGAUAUGGACCUUAUCGUUUACUGAAACAUUAUCAGAUAAAACUCCGCUUGUUUUGCUGCAUGGGUUUGGUGGUGGGGUUGGACUGUGGGCUCUCAAUUUUGAGGCACUUUGCAAGGACAGACCUGUAUACGCAUUUGACAUUUUGGGAUUUGGCCGUAGUAGUAGACCUCUUUUUGAUGGAGAUGCGAGAAAAGCAGAAGAACAAUUUGUCCAGUCUAUAGAAGAAUGGAGGAAUGCUUUAGAUUUGGAACAUAUGAUUUUACUUGGACAUAAUCUGGGUGCAUUUUUGGCAUCUGCCUACUCCUUGAAGUACCCUUCUCGGUAAGUAAUGCUAUCUGCUCUCUUGUUUAUAAGCAAUUAUUGUUCUACAAUUAUUUGCAUUUUACAUUGUGCCUACUUAUUCCACAGUGCUUUGCAAUUAUAACAUGGGGAUAUAACCACAAAUGAGACCAAACUAUUAUUGUGACUGUGUGUGUCUCUGCGUGGAGUCUGUCGGUGUGUGUGCGCCUGCGAGGAUCAGUGUGUCUCUGCAUGGACUAGUCAGUCAGUGAAUGUAGCGUCUCCUAAAGUAGAAGCCAGAUUAGGAAGCUUGGCUGACUUAGGACCACCCUCGUUGGCUGAGAUCGCUCAGCUGACACCCUCAGACGAUAAGCAUGGUCCUACAUGGCUCUGCUUAGUUCUGUAGAGCUAGCUGGAUUAUCUUAUUGGAGGACACCACAUGCAUGAUGUACAGCUAUUUAGAAUUGUUUAACUUCAUGACAUAAUCCUAGGUCUUUCAUGACACCACUAAAGUAUUACCGUAUUUUUCGCUCCGUAAGAUGCACCUUGUUUUUAGAGGAGGAAAACAGAAAAAAAUAUCCUGAAUCAAAUGGUGUAUUAAACUCCUUCUCAUGUGGAAGGGACCCUGAGCGUUAAAAAUGCCACCGGAAAUCUUUCGUCCACUGAGAUUUGUGCUCUGUGGAGUGUAAUAUAAUGAAGCUGUCCGCUAAAUGCAGGAGCUCUGCUCCGUGUAACUUUAUAUGCUUGGUUCUAAACCUUUUAUCACAGGGAUCCAAUAUAUGCAAAUAUAAGGCAUUAGGUCAUUCACUCAGUCUUCAAUUUUGACACAAAACAUUCCAAAUAAGAAACACACACACAAACACCUUACUGUUAAUCAGACUGUUCUCUACGUGAAAUGGUUUGAGCUCCACUGGGAGAACAAGCGAUAAUCAUAUAAUGAGUGCAGGUGUCCGAUUAAAAAACCAUGGGGUCCCAACCUAGGACCCAAGCCCUGCAUAGCCCUCUUCCCUGGCUGCGGGAGACUAGGGACCCUGUUGUGCUUGGCCAGUGUUUGGGAAAUAUCAAACAGCAUGCAGGAAGCAACACUGACCUGUACCAGUCCAGUUCUUUGUCAUAGUUCCUAUCGAAGUGGUGGGGUUCAGCUUCCACUUCCCUGAUGUCGGGUUGCACUCUCAGGAGCUCCUGACAGAUCCGACACAGGAACCCCAGCAGCCUCCUCUCUGCUGCCUUCCCUCCUCCAUGCCGCACGAUCUCAGUAUGCUUCCCGACUGGGAUCUGCUUUUCGCUCCUGCACUUGGGCUUACAGAUUCGGCUCCAGGGAACACACAUUCACUCCAUAAGAUGCACAGACCUUUCCCCUUACUUUUGAGGAGGAAAAAAGUGUCUUAUGGAGCGAAAAAUACGAUAUAUUGCAAAAAAUAUAAUGCAAAAUAAUGUGUAAGCACCUUUCUUGCACCUUACAUUCAUAAUGAAGUGAGGAAUAGCAGAAAACACAAUAGAAGAAUUAAGUUCUGAAAUGGUCACUCCACCUUUAAGAUACAUACUUGAGAUGUAUUGUCAUAUCCCUCUAGAACGUAAGCUCAAUUGAGCAGGGCCCUCAACACCCUCUGUUCCUUUGCAUCCAGCUAGUUGUGUUACAAAUACUUGUUAGUCCACCUGUUGUGCAGCGCAUUGGAAUUUGUUGGCACUUUAUAAAUAUUAUUAUACAGAUACAGAUACAAAUAGAGCAGUGUAGGAAUACAAUUUUCAUUUAGUCUUGUAUCUGCCUCUGGGAUCUUUUGCAGUGGGCAGUGAAAGACCUGGAGAACUUAAGAUCACAAUAUGUCACGAUAUUGGACUAUACAGUAAUGAAGAUUAAGUACCUAGACCAGGGGUAGGCAACCUACGACACUCGAGGUCUCUUUGCACGGCACUCAAGGCUGCUAGAGCCAAACAGGCUCUGGCCUAUCAGGAGUCCCAGUAAACCUUCAAAUAUAUGCUAAUACAAAAAGAUGGUGAAGGACAAUCCUCAAUUUAAGCAUUGCAGCACAUAGAGGAAAUGAUCUCAGAUCACUUCCUCCAAGCACUUGUGAAUGGGAAUCCACAACGUAGUAGAGCAGCUUGCAGCUCCUGUCUUUGAUCUGUACCAGGCCAGUCUGGUCCCCACUGGAACUCAGGGAAGCCAACCAUACUGCUAGAUAUACACAGAUAUUGUCGAUCAAACCAAGUGUUUAUCUGAGUAUCUGCUCCUUUCCAAAUUGUUAAAAUAAAUGCGUGCACGCUCUGAAGUAAAUUACACUGAGACAGGUUAAUGAAAAACUUCGGAAUGUUUACUCAGGGGGCGGCAAGCCCCUUAUAAAGGCAAAAAUACAUCAUAUGCAUAAAUGUAGAUAACAGAAUACAUCUUUAACUGGUUAGGUGUUAAAUGUCUUAUCUAAUGCACAUCCUACGAGGUGUGAAGUCACCAUCAUCCCGGGAUUUUACUCUGGAUGUAGGCACCAUACCCCAAACAGCCCACACACACUACCAAUCACACAAUGUGACAUAUCCAUCCACACACAAUUCCACAAGCAGCCCUCAUACACAGCCCGCAUUCAUAUGUAUCAUACACAAUACCAUAAACUACUAAUGAACAUAUACAAUAUAAUAGCUUAUAUACGCACAAAUACAACGAUGCAAAGCAACUGCAGUAAAAAUAACACAAGCAGAUAUGGCAGCAUACACACCUCAAUUUAAAAAAAAAAAUAGGACAUCACAAUCCUAUAUCGGCACAGUGCUGCUAAAAGGUUGCCUACCCCUGACCUAGACCAUGACAUAACUGGCACCUGCUGUGGAGAUGUUAUUAGGGACGUUAGUUAUGUUAUCAGAAACCUGUUUAACAUGUGAUGCAUUGUCAGGUAGUGUGGCGGUCGUAGUUGUAUUUAUAAAAAAUAAAUUAAUAAAAUAUUUGUAAAAAUGUAUAGAAGAGAGUUGGGUUGUAGCUAUUAAGGUGUCUAAAUAGUUGUGUUCACUCUUUAGUGGUGGGAAGUAAAUAAUGAGCCAUACAUAUAUUUUAAACACCUACUAAUUUGUCCCACACCUCAUUACAUACCCACCACUGCUAAUUGUGCAAUUCUUGGGCUGUGUCCCUCUUAAUGUUUGAAGAUGAUUGUGGUGGGAUAGAAAGAAUGCAAAAGUAGUUUUUGCAUGAUGCUCUUGUAUACAUUCCUGUAUCAUGGAUUCCUGGAUUGUUUAUUUGUACUUAAUUUGUCUUUGCAGUACCUUUUUAAUGACUUGGUCAGUGGUCAAAAUAUAGCCUUGUAAUUUAUAUGCUGGGAAUUCAGUGCAGAGAUUAAUUUAUUAUAUUGUUUUUUCAAUAAGGGUAAAAAGUCUAAUUUUAGUGGAACCAUGGGGAUUUUCAGACCGAUCAGACAAUGUUGAUGAGGAAAGACCAAUUCCAAUCUGGAUCAGAGCAGUUGGAGCCAUGCUGAGUCCAUUUAACCCACUGGCAGGACUUCGCUUAGCAGGGCCGUUUGGUGAGUUACAAAGUUCGAGAGAGAGAGAGAGAGAGAGAGAGAGUGUGUGUGUGUGUGUGUGUGUGUGUAUUCAUGCGCUAUAUAUAUAUUAUUUAUUUAUUUUUAUUAUUUUUUUUAUGUGAUAUCUAGAUAGCAGACACUCAAAGACAAGAGUUGUGUUCCACUCUCCCCAUUAAAUGUUUAUUUCAAUGAAAAAGUAACUUCCUGCAAUUUCCAUGUUCUUUUCAAAUCCCUAGUUUCUCUAGGAACUGGUAAAUGGGUGGUAAUUAUAAGCUCCUGAGGGAACUUUCCUCAUAUCCCAUAAUUUCCUGAAUGAAACUACUCGGCAAGAUAACAUAAGCAUGGCUUAUCGAAUACUUGAGCCACACGAGCAACCCCCCCACCCCGCAGUGUUUAAGAGGUUAAAACCCUUUUAGUCAUUUCCUGAAUCCAGCACCGAUGUUAAUCUGUGCUGGGUCAGGCUCCGCCCAUGCUCCUUUUCUGCAUCGUCAACUGGCGGGAGAGACCUUAUUCACAUGCGUGGCAAUGGGUACGCUCGCGCUAGGAUUUCAACUUGAGGUGGAGUUAACACGGAAAUGUAAUUAUUGCAGUUUCCCAGACUAGGUAUUUAAAUCUUAACAUUGAUUUUUUUUAUUUACAUAGUUAAUAUAUUUACAAAUGUGCAACUAAAAAAGAAAAAUCUCUUGAGCUCUUGCUUUUUUUUUUUGUUUUAAAUGCCAUUCUUUGCAGUGUCUCUAGUGGGUCUUGCCUAGAUAAAGAAGUGCCUCAACCAGCAUUUAAAUUCUUUUAAAGGAAUACUUUAACAUUAAAAAUGCAUUUGUUUUUUGGGGUGGCGGGGCCGGACCACCAUGCUGACCGGUAGCAUGCAAGAUAGGCUCUGGAAAAAUCUGGCCUCUUAGGCUACAAAUGAAAGCAUUUAAUCCAAAACAAACCUGAGAUACUCAUGCGGCUGUGGCAGAGGUAGCAGACCCUGAGAACGAGAGUUUCGGGCCCCACUGGAGGGAGUACGAGGCUUUUGGGGCUGCGGCCUACCCAGGAGAGGUGCAGAGUGGACGGCUGCCACCAUGCCUCCCUUUCCAAUUGCCACACGCCGACCUCACGAGUCGCCUGCCGGUCCUGUUCCCCCCGGUCCCCACUGGGGAGAGCUUUCCUCCAUAUUGAGUAAGAUGAAUGGUCAGGUAGAUAUCCAACUGUUUCAGUUCACAAAAUACCUCCAAUCAACCAGAACAAAACCUUGUUCAAGGUUACAUUUUCAAGAUUUCACUUUCGUGUGUCAAAUCUUCCAACCAAGAUUGCAAGAAUCACAUAAGGGAAUAACGUAAAAUUAUUUAUCUGCCUUCAAGGUGAUCUGUUAAGUUUUAUGAAGAGACUUUGGCCUAAUUAAAUUGUUAAUCUCUUAUUGUUCCUACCAAUUAGGCCUUUAUCUUGGCACACUUAGUCAUUAUUUCACAACUUUAGUCUAUUGACCUGUAUAGUGUUAGAAACACAACCGGUUUAAUCUGCUUUGUAGGUAUUGUUUCAGGCAAAUGUACUAAUAUUUCAUACAUGGAUCUUUAUAUUGGAUACAAACCCAAACGCUCUCUUUAACAUUCUCAAUCUAAAACUCAACUGUCCUACAUUCUCAAGCAUUAUCCUUGUAUAAGAGGAAAACCGAUGGUUCAGUAUGGUGUGAGUGACCCACCUUGUCAGCAGUAAUAACCACUAUGGAAAUGUACUUCUAUAAUCAUGGAUUAAAAAUAAGAGUCGUCCAGCUACAUCUGCACUAGUAUUCUUAGGUUGUGAUCUCAAAGAAAUAACCAGUAAAAUAGUGCUUUGAAUGUGCAAAGCUAUUGCUAGCAGAUAUUGGCUUUUUAAUACUUGAUGGUCUCUGGUCAUGUAUAAAUAAUACAGAGCUUGAGAUUAUUGGUGGACCGAAAGAAAGGCUGAGGUGGUGACCACUUCGUAUCACCCGAUGCCUAGGAUAUGUGGUUCAAGAUAUUGGGCAGGCAAAUUAUUUUGAGCUACUGCAGGGGGACAUGGAGUGAGUGUUCUGCUCCUCUGGUCACAGUAUAGUACUCGCUAACAAGUCAAUCUGGGAAUCCCGGCAGCUGCACUCUGACCCUGUGAAUGCCAAGACCUUGAGGGAGUGAUUACUCUAGUGAGCACCUGCUAGAGGUGCGGUAAACCUGCUCCUCGAGAGAGAACCAAUGCUCUAAAUCUAAUUCUAUACUAGGGAACUGUAGAUUUGGAAAUGCAGGUUUGUAUUCCCAACACUAUAGUGUUUCUUCAAAACUUGUAUUGCAGUACGGCGGUAUCAUUUUAAAAAAAAAAAAAAAAAAAAAAUUUUUUUAUUUUUUUUGGUCAUUAUUGCAUACUUUAGAACAUAUGAUAAUCUAAAUGUUUUAAAGGUUUUAUAUGCACUAGCAAAUGAUGAAGCUAUUUGCUUUACAGUAAUAUUCUAUUUACAGCAGUGGUCUGGAACGUAACCCACCAUAUUAGCAAUGUUUGCCUGUACUAGACAAUGAUGGUAGUAUACAGUAAUACUGCAGCUUGUGAUGAAGUAUGAACCAGGACAUUUAUUAUUUUUUAUUUUUUUUACUAUUUAUUAGCUUUUUAAAUAUACAAAAAUGAACAGGUACAUAUUAUCAGAAAUACAAUAUUUGACAUCCAAAUCAGCCUAACCGUCUCAGUACUAUUAUAAAGUCAAACAUUGAUAUAUCUGCUUUACGAUCGAUAAUUUCAAAGACCUCAACAAACAUUGAAAACAAAAAAGAAUGAUGGUCACUAUUCAGAAAUAGAGAAUAUAAAUAAUUCCCAAUACACGCCAUAGAGAUAUACCAUAAUUUUUAAUUUGACGUUUAUAAAGCGAGCUCUUAUUGUUGAGAAAGGUGGGGGGAGGUGUCUUAAAAAGAAAAACGUAAGAGAUACAGAUAGGAAAAACACCCAGGGAAUUCUCAGAGGAAAAAUCAUUUUCCCUUCUUUUUUUUUCCUUUUACCUAGACAUAAGACCCAGAGUUGUACUUUAUGUCUCUUUGAUAUAAUUGUUCCAUAUAUUCCAUCCAUAUUUAGUUGAAAAGAGAUUUGGGUUUUUAAUAUUCCCCACAUUGGAGGCUCCCUCUGCUUCCAGAGCUUUACAAUGCUUUUUUUGGCAGCACUAGGAUAUCACUUAUAUGCAUUAUCAGCUUGGAAGGGUUAACUGUGAAUGAUCUUGAUCAGGUCAUAUACCAUAAUAGAAUAUAUCCUAGCAGUAGGUGAAUGAGUGGAGUAUGUGUUGGAGUUGCUUUAGAGACUGUGGCUGUAACCGAGAAAGCUUAGAGGGUCAGCAUGGAACAACGUUUGUUGGAGAUUUGCACAUCAUAGCAAGCAUACUACUAAAAAAAACCUAAAUUGCAAAUAAUUCUUUGAACUUAGUUGUGUCGGCAGAAAAAGUUAGAUAAAUGGUGCGUUGUGUCAACUUGUUCUCCGGCAGUAUCACGGAGAUGCAAUCUGGUUGUUAAUUGUGAGUUUGAUUUGUUGGUUAUCAGAGUAACAAUCCUUGGGCUUUGGUCCCUGUUCAGCAAUGCUUUCUUCAACAAAGAAAUGACAUGGAUCUCCCUCAGACAUUUUCUGGUUUUCUCUUAUAAUUCUGUUGUAUAAUUGCAUGUUCCAUGCUAGAUGUUUUAGAAGUGGAAGACUAUAGUGACAGGAAUACAAAUAUUUACUUCUAAUGCUAUAAUGUACCCUGGACAAAAACUAGCUAGAUAUGAGUUAGACACUCAGACCUAUACUAGCUAUACGAGGGGACUGCUAUACAUUAAAAUAAAGGGUACACACUUACCCUAAAAUAUGUAACUGGAACGAUGAGCAGACACAUAAAAGGAAACCAGAAAAACCAAUAUAGUGUAAAUCUAUUACAAAAUAGGUUUCAUAUAUAAAGCACACGUGUGUCAACUCAUAUUAAGUGCCUCUAGAGGCAGGCUCAAAUUAAAUCAACAGUAGUGUCGUAGGUGACACUGCACUCUUUCUUGUCCAAAGGUAAUAUCCUCGAGAAAUGAGAUAAAAGUGAUAGAAAACUUUCUGGUGUAGUAUGGUCUAUUCAUGUAAAUAGACUUUAAAUGCAAAUAUUUUUCUCACCCUUUUCUGAGCCACUGAAACCUGGCUCAGUAUGUUGGCUUUGUGUGCCUAUAGAUGGGGCACUUUCCCUUUAGCAGCAGUGGAUAAAGACAUGUAGGACUUGGUAAUAUUUAUUUACUUCCAAUCAAAUACAAAGAAAAAAGUAUAAAAGUUAAACAUACAGAAAUAUUAAGUGUAAUUGUACAAGUUAAGGCUUGUAGUCAGAGACACGUUUCACCUGAAAUUAUAGGCUCUCUCAAUCUGCAUAAAAUUUCCAUCUGUUCUAGCUGGUUUUAAAUACAUCUUGAAUCCUAUUCAUCUGUUUCGUCGGCGUUCCUCCAAUUGGAAGCCGGGAUGUAGACAAGUCAGUUCUUCCACCUGUUUCUUGUUUGUAUGUAGUUGGGGAAAUCGAAAGUGGCGUUCCGUCCAAGUCGCGUCACUUCAGCUUCCCUUUAAACCAUUUUGUUAGUGGGCAUUUGCCUUUUUUGCUUUGACCGGAAGUGACGCGACAGAGUAUUAUCGCGCGUCACUUCCUAUCAUACCAGCGUAUUCAUUAUAGUUGUGGGAACUGACACCAUCAGCAUUCUGGCAAUAUUGUCACCCUUUACCAUAUAGUUUAGAGAAAUAUUCUCCCAUCCUAUACUAGUUUUGUUCUCCACAAGUGAGCAUAAUAAAAUGUACAAGAGGAGAAGAAAAUGUGUGAAGGCAAAAAGACAUACAUAUACCAGUAGUAUAUAUGCGGAACAUACUAUAGAUACAAAUUGACCAUGUCUCUAACCUGCAACAGUUUUAGUACCAUAACUUAGUUCCUAGAAAAGGGGGAAGAAGGGACCAGAUUGGAAUAUAUACCGUAUAUACUCGUGUAUAAGUCGAUCUCAUGUAUAAGUCGAGUGCAGUUUUGUGACCAACAAUUGUGAAAUAUGCUAUGCCUCGUGGAUAAGUCGAGGGUAAAACUUGGGGCUAUGAAAUUCUGUGAUUUUUAUAAUUAUAUACACACACACUCAUACAAACACACACUCUGCAUUAUAUAUACACACACUCAUACAAACACACAUUCUGCAUUAUAUACACACACACACUCAUACAAACACACACUGCAUUAUAUACACUCACUCUGUGUAUAUAAUGCAGAGUGUGUAUAUAAUGAAGAGUGCGUGUUUGUGUAGUGUGUGUGAACUGGGUGGGGGGAGGGCAUUUUUAUUUGAAUUUUUUUAAUUUUAAUGUUUUUUUUUAUUUUAAUUUUUUUUUUGUCCCCCCCCCCUGCUUGUUAACCGGUCAGAGAGGGGGGCUAUCUUAAUCCCUGGUGGUCCAGUGGCAUGGGCUGUGAAGUGGGGGGCCGUCAGGAAGCAUUUACUUACCUUUCUUGCAUCUCAUGUUAGCUCCCUUCUCCUCCGUUCUGGUCAGCUCCACUGUAAGUCUCGCGAUCUGGUUGCCGCGCGGAUUGUUGCCACGGCUCUGGCGGCCACGGCUCUCUAAGUUGCCAUAAUACAGACAGUGACUUGAGUAUAAGUCGAGUGGGGGUUUUUAAGCACAAAAAAUGUGCUGAAAAACUAGACUUAUACUUGAGUAUAUACUGUAGUUGAUACUAAAAUAUAUAUAUAUAUAUAUAUAUUUUUUUUUUUAUACGUGUGUAUAUGUAUAGAUUUCAUUAUAACAAACUAUACCUGUAUAUUAGUAGAGACAUUUCAAUACAUGAACUUGAUUUUAUGUUCCCCCUUUAUGUGCAUAUUUUUGAUGAUCAAAUUUCAUCCUCCAUUUCAAGGGUAAUGAGUAAAUAUUUAAAACUAAGUAAAAUGGCAUAUUUCUAAGUCACUAUUAAGACCAAAUGAUAGUGUACCCAAAUUAAAAAUCCAUUUCAUUUUGCAUUAGCCCAUUUUUCUAAUUAGAUCUUCUCCUCUCCAAUUUGUCCUAACCAAUUGAAUACCUGUAAAAAAGUUUGGGGUCUUGAUUAUUGUUUUUCAAACCCAUUCUUUUUGUUUCUUAUAUGUUCUUGUAUCCACGUUUUGAAGAGUCCUUGAGGUCAUCCCUAUAUAUCCUACCUAAUCCACAAGUACAUACUAUAAAAUAAAUAACUUUCUUUGAGUGGCAAGUUAUCAGAUCCUUGAUAGUCUGUUUUUCUUGUUCAUGUUGUGGGUUGCUAAAGUCUUUUGUAAAUCUCUCUACUUCCUGUAUUUUUGCAGGUCUCACACAUACCACAUCCAUAAAAACUGCAUGUUUCAUUAAACAUACUCUGUUUUUUCUUUACUGAUUUAAUAUGAUUGCGCACCAAAUUAUCUCUCACAUUUGGUACCACUGUGUAGAUAAUUUUUGGUUAUUCAGGGAGAAUUGUUUAAAAUGUAAUCUUUUUUUUUUUUUUUAAAAAGGCCAAUAUUUAUUUAUAGUCUUUAUAAAACUAUGACUUUUACAGGUAAAAUCACAAAUAAAAGCUACUUGAUUAUCAUUAUUUUAUGUUUUAUACUGUUUCUCAGAAAAGACAGAGUUUACACUGCUAGAGGCUGCUGGGACUGCAGUGGUUCUGGUGCCUAGAAUGUUCCUUUAAGGGUACCAUAACGCACAACCAUGCAUCUACAUGAUAUGAUUGGUUUUUUUUGUGAUACAUUGUCCUUUCACCUAAUUUGUGAGAGAAAUAUCUCUGUACCAUCUGAUUUUUCCAAGUGUUUAGUAGGCAUGCAGUCAUGAUGUUUACAGAACACAAUAUCAGUAUGGUAUUUAUAGAGCCACACUUAUUACACAACUGAUCCACUGCAAGCCCAAUCUUCAUGAAUCAAAAUAUUACUUUGUGCAUCAGUGUUUCAGGAACACAUCAGCUCUCUUCAUAUGGAUCUUUACAAAAGCCAUCACCCAAAUUUAAAUGGCAGACAUACAUAACUGAAUAUAUGGACACUUCAAGACAAACUUAAUAACUGAUCCUCAUUACUUUUAAACUUAUUGGUUGGUUAUUAGAAUUGCACAGAUAGAGUGGAGGUGCUCUUGAAUCAAAAUAUCAUCUAACUUAACAGUUAGAGAAGAUUUUGUGUUGUGGUGGAUGAUCCUUAAAUGAUGUUGACCUGUGGCCCAGUUGCUUCUCUAGAACACUGAGUACUACUCUGCAGAAUUUAGUGUGUGCUGACAUGCAUUGCACAGAGCUAAGGUUUUCAGAGAUAUGCCAUUGUCCCCUUACCCAGAAACUGCUUGUUUCAGUCUGAAGCAAGUUGAUUUUUGUUGCUUACUGUAAUCUCCCUCCACUUUUCAGUGAGAGAAUCUCAUUAUUUGUAAUUAAUAUGCUGAGUAGCAGACUAACUUUGAGCUGUUUUUACUUGUGAUCAUGUUGGAGGACCACAAUGAGCAUGUCACGCACCACUUUCUUUCCUUUUACGUUAAAGUCUCUUUAGAUCUUAUUAAAUAUUUUCUUCAGUUUGCAGUUAAAAUGCAAAAUAGUCAGUUUCCAUAAUGUGUAUGUAUAAGUUGCUUUCAAUGUGGUGAUUUUUUUUAAAAUUUUUUUUUUUUUUUGUCCCUGUCAUGCAUACUUCUGCAGUACUGAUUAUAUAAAAGAGAACGCAAACUUUUGUUAAACUUUUUAUAUUUUGACUUGUUACACAUUAGGACUAAGCCUUGUUCAACGUCUGAGGCCUGAUUUCAAGAAAAAGUUUUCCUCGCUGUUUGAUGAUGACACUGUAACUGAAUAUAUUUACCACUGCAAUGCACAGACACCAAGGUAAGCUUGUUCAUAAUACAAAAAAUGGAAACUAAUUUGUGAUAGAGAUUAAGCUAAAUCUAUUUCUCAUUGCAGUGGUGAAACUGCUUUCAGGAAUAUGACUGUUUCACAUGGCUGGCCACAAAGACCAAUGCUGCAUCGUAUUGACAAACUGCACCCAGACAUUCCAAUCACUGUGAUCUAUGGUGCCCGAUCUUGCAUCGAUGGGAGUUCUGGCAACAAUCUCCCUUUACUGCGUCCAAAUUCCUAUGUGAACUCCAUUGUAAGUCUUUUACAUCGGUCAUGGCUGCAAGGCAGAUAUCAAUGUGCUAUUUUCAGAGUGUGCUAGGGCACAGCGCAUCAAGCAUUAUCAUGUCCUUUCAGGAGAUCACACAUCAACUGAUGAUCAGACCACUAUACAUAGCAAAAACAUUUUUAUUUCUUUAUUGCUCUGAUCAUGACUGAGGACAUCACUGGUAUUUUGCAACCCUUAUGCCUGUAUUGCCAGUUCAGAGUUCUAGUUUCCCUUACAAACUUUUAGCAGAUUAAUAUUGAAUUAAUUUAUAGAGUACAUAAAUCCAUAUUUAAUCACGUUACUAGAACCCUGCCAUUACCUGGGCUGGGCAUUUAAAGUAAAAUGCUUUAGCUGACUUUUUUUUUAGUUGGCUGCCUCUCCCAUGAUUCAUAUUCAGCAUAGGUAGCAUAUAAUAUCAAAGGAGAAAUGCAGAGUGCCAAAAGAAGGUUGAAGAUGCCACUUAUAAUGUUGUACACGAUUAUGGAAGCAUAACUUGGGAAGCUGUCCACUCCAGACCCUGGAAGUGCUGCAGAGAUAAGAGUUCAGUGACUGAUCCUUCAUUUAUCACCAGUUUGGCCAUUUUCCACACUAAUGUGCUUCCCAUAGAAACUAAUCUCACAUGGACAGCAGUGUUAAUUUUGUCAACUAACAAUUUAAUCAAAUUUUAGUCGACUAAAACAAUUAAGAUGACUAAAACUAAAUUGGCAUUUUAGUGAAAAUACUAUGAAUGAAACUAAAUAGAAAUUUGACACCAAAAUUAACACGGCACAGAGGGGCUGGGGAAGGGGCAAAAGAGACAGAGGCUUUGGGGCGGGGCCUGACCUGCAAGCAGAGCAUUCUCAUGGUGGAGGAGCUCCCACCUCACAGGCUGCUUACGGGGAAAUACUAGCUGAUCUCAUGCCUGAAUUGAUGCUGGGGGCACCCUGGUGAAGCACCUGAUACCAGACUCUAGUGUUUCCCGCAUGCGACAAUCCAGGGUGGUAGGCUGUGACCUGCGGUAGACGGAGCAGGGGGGAGGUGGCCGCCCUUCUCGCUCCUGCACCGGAGGUACAGAACUGCCGACUACCCGCUCCCCCCCGCUCCUCCCCCUUAGGACCGGCAGGGGUGAUCCCGGUCUAAACAGAUCCUGCAUGAAGUGGAGAUCCAAACAACAAUCCGUAACAAGCAAGCUCCCCCCACAGCUCCAAUCCUACUCGACACCAUGGAGAGUCUCAGAGCACCAAAAGGAGACUCCAUGUACCUGCAGCUUCAAAGCAGGCUCCCACAGCGACGGGCAGAUGAGACAGCAACUGGAUCCCACGACGCUGCACCUUGCGGUGCCUUAGCAGGACCUUCAAACAACCCAAACACCCUUCAAUGCACUGGGUAUCGGAUGAUAGAGAACUCACAAACUGGGACACAGCGGUACAAGCCCAAAGCCUCUAAUACAAUAGACACUGUCCGUACCACGCUGAAACUCCCUGAACAGAGACUUUCCGACGACAUAGAACUUCAAUGUAAAAUUCACUGUUUACUCUUGUUAAUUGUUCAGCACUCACAUAAUAUUCAUCCCACACUUGCAUAGCACCUCACAGCACGCACCAGCUAUGAUCCCAAAUAGUCUGUCACCUAUUAACACUACGAUGACAUACCUGCCUACCUGGCAAUUUGCAUGCUUAACUCUCAUGUUUAUUUCUUCCCCUCCUGUCAUGUAUGCAUAAGCUGUGUUAUCCACAGCGUAGUUUUAAGCAUUGUUCAAGCCUAAUCACAGUUUAACACUACUCUUACAAACUGAAUGUACAAACUAACAAUAAUACAAAAAUGUGCCUUGUAAUCCAAUGUCCCGCAUGUUUAGCGAGGAAAACGCCUGAGGACUGCUCUCGGGGCACCUCAUGCCUGCUUGUAACUCUUAUGUGCACGACAAAAAAUAAAGUAUUUUUAAAAAUUUUUUAAAAAAAGACAGAGGCUUUAACUAAACCCAUUAGAUUUUUGUCGUGUCGGUGAAAACUAAAUUGAAAUCUGCAGCCAAAAUUAACACUACUGGACAGUCCAUUCCAGGUCUCCAGUCAGAGAAUCAUUAUGAACUGUAAUGUGCACACACUACUGCAACUCUGACUUGCUGACAGAUACCCUCCCACCUGUGACUUAAAAUCUAACCGCAUCCCUUUGGUAGUGUUGGUGAAUGAAUUUCAUGACGUAUACCUUAGAGAGGGUUCAGAGAAGGGCUACUAAACUGGUUCAUGGAUUGCGGGAUAAAACUUACCAGGAAAGGUUAAAGGAUCUUAACAUGUAUAGCUUGGAGGAAAGACGAGACAGGGGGGAUAUGAUAGAACCAUUUAAAUAUAUAAAGGGAAUCAACACAUUAAAGGAGGAGGCUAUAUUUAAAAGAAGAAAAACUACCACAACAAGAGUACAUAGUCUUAAAUUAGAGGGACAAAGGUUUAAAAAUAAUAUCAGGAAGUAUUACUUUACUGAGAGGGUAGUGGAUGUAUGGAAUAGCCUUCCAGCUGAAGUGGUAGAGGUUAACACAGUAAAGGAGUUUAUGCAUGCGUGGGAUAGGCAUAAGGCUAUCCUAACUAUAAGAUAAGACUAGGGACUAAUGAAAGUAUUUAGAAAAUUGGGCAGACUAGAUGGGCUGAAUGGUUCUUAUCUGCCGUCACAUUCUAUGUUUCUAUGAAGGCUGACUUGCUCACUUUGAACAUCUAAUGCAUAAUUACACAAACACAUGCUUCAACUACAAAUUGGGAAUGCAAUGCUUUUCCAAAUUGACAGAAGUUAAAGGAAUGGAAAAUGCACUAAAGAUUUUAUUAAAAUUACAGGAAAUGUCAGUUUACUUGCUGAAGUUAUGGGUGAGGAGUGUUUUUUUUUAAUAUAACCCCAGUUAUUAAAAAUGCAUAUUUUUUAAUGAGAACUCAGCACUUCUAUUAAUAAAUUAUGGAACACCCCAGCUAGGGAGGUUUGCUACCUCCUUACAUUAGUUCCCCUCUGCUAAUGGAUGUGGUAAGCAUGCUAUACUUGUGCUCACCUCCCACGCACAUAGACCUCAGAUCAUCGUUUGCAGACCAUCCAGUGUCUCCACAGAUCAGACGCUCAUGCGCACAUGGGAUGGUGUUCGCAUGUGCACAAGCCAGCGUACGCACUAGUGCACAGAUUUGGAGGCUUCUACUGAGAAGCCUUUGAUGGGUUUAUCCGUGUGAAGAGAAUGUUGGUCUCUUCUGGAGGGAAAAAAAAAUUACUUGCAAAGGCUGCAGUACAUUAGAACUGCAACUUCUGCAAACUCUUUUAAGAUCUAUUCCCAAUGAAUGCAUGUAUGUAUUCAUGGGAGAAUAUCCGCUAAACAGUGAUUUUAAUAAAAAAAAUCAGUCUGUAGUGGUCCUUUUUAAAGCAAAUUAUGUAAGUCUCUUAAUGCACUCUUAGAAUAACUUUCUUCAUGUUUUUAAGAAUUGUGAUGUUCUCCUUGAAUACAUGUCUAUUGUUAUGUGAAGAUCAAUUAAGAGUUUUCUCGUUAAUUUUAGGCAAUUCUUGGAGCUGGUCAUUAUGUUUUUGCUGAUCAGCCAGAAGACUUCAAUCAAAAAGUAUCAGAGAUCUGUGAUUCUGUGGAUUGAGAGAUUAAGACCGCUAACCCUCUUUCCUAUGGGCACUCGUUCCAGCUUUUCAGAAGGAUGCAAACAAAACAAUGCAGAUAGAGCACUUUAAUUGCUAUGUGCUUCCUGAUUACUGGUGCUUUUCCCCCCUUUUUAUAAAGACACUUGCACAUUGAACCAGAAUUGUGCCUUUUGUAGGAAUUCAAAUUAGUAGUGCUGUACAGCUUUUACAACAAUUUUCAGAGUGUUUAUAUUUAUAAGUUAAAUUUCUAAGGAAAUAUAUAUAUUUACAGAACAAUUUCAUACCUAUUAACUGGAAAAUAAGGUCCUGUGUUGACAUAUUCCAAGAACUUCUCUCCCUUCAAGGUGUAAGCUUUAUACUCCAUGCAUGUUGUGACAAUGUCACUACUGAGUAAUUCUAUGUACACUGUUAUUUUAUUUAUCGUUUUAAUGUUUUUAUUGUGAAAUAGGUGUCUGUGCCAAUUGAUGCAUAUAAGAAAUAUGCAUGGGUGACUAGAUAUGUUAAGGUGGUUGGUUUCUUGUCUGUGAAAUCACACCAUAAACACAACGCUCUUGACAUUUCACCUAGCCCCUAAAGAAUGAAACACUCACACCGUCAAAAUUUCAGUAUGGAUUAUGUUGGUUGUUUGGUAUACAGUUUUAUUGAGAGUGCCACUAAAACCAGUAUAAAGUAUUUGGUGUGUCAGGUUUCUUUGUGUGUUUGGGCACCUUUUGUGCUAAGGUGUGUUUUGAUAGGUGCCAAUAUCAAUGAAAAUCCUCAUGGCUGAAAUUCUGCUGCUGUUGAAAUUGUUGUGUGUUCCCAAGGCUGCAUUUGCACAUUUUUCAGCCCAUUGCUUUUUGGGAAGUGUGUUUUAUAUGGAUGCAUGGUUUUGUUCUCACUCGUUUUUCAUUUUAAUAAAGUUCAUUUAGGCAACUGGAACAAGUCAGUAUUUCAUUGAAAUAAUUUUAAUUCAAACUAUAAAAUUAUUUUUUUCCUCUGAAAAAGUUGGAGUAGUAAAGGUGUGGAUGUGUAUGGCAGCUAUGCUUGUUUUACUACAACCUGCACAUUUGCAGCCUAUCCUUCAAAGUGUGGCAGUUCUAAGUUAGUCAUUCGGGAGUUAAGGAAGUCUGUAAAUCAGUUAUCAUUCAUUUUAUACUGACUUUUUUACUACAAAACUGGCAGGGUUAUUUACUAAACUGAAUUUCAAAUGUAAGCAGAGUAGCUUGAAGCAAAGCUGACUUAGAGAUUUGUUUUUCCAUUUUGGCUAUUUUCACUGUAAAGUUUGAAUUCUCAAUUUAAUGAAUAACCCUGUGGGAUAUGUCUAGAUCCGAUAUAAAGCCUGCAGGCUAACAGAAGGGUGACCGUUAAAGCUGUUGCACUAAAACUCUCUUGUCUACAGCCAUUACUUGAAGUACAGCCCUGAUGUAAAAAAUAAUAUUUUUAACACAAAAAUGUCCCCAGUGCGUGAAGUAUCUUUCAGUUCCUUUGUUGCUCAAUAAAAGUCUUUCAAAAUAUUGCCAUAGAACUGAAGUAAUUGAAUAGAUUCCUCAAAGUCCUCUCUAAAAACAUAAUGUCUAUGGGAAAUGGUCAAGCUCAGAGGUUGUGGAUCUGUGCAUUUAUUUUUAUUUUUUUUCACAUGGAUCAAAGCUUUUGAUUUUCUGUUUGACAUUGCCAAGACAGCUGGCAUUAGUUAGUGGGCCUCUCUGGUAUUUCUCAUAAUAUUAAACCAUUUCAGAUUUCAUCUAAAAGUACAGUAUAGUUAACUUGUUGAUUUACUUGUUACCAACCGGUGGAAACACUUCACCUCAUAAUGUUUAAUAUCUGCUGAUAUGACUUACUAUAAACAAAAUUAUGUACACAAGAUUUAUGGUAACGCAAUAUUCGUUUUGCAAAUAGUUUUUUAUUUUUUUUUUUCUCUGUAAGUUCAUAGCUGUAACCUAAAUUAAUGAGACUCUGAUAGCAUCAUUGACAAUCAUACAUGCCUCUUACAUAAGAUAUGCAAGGAGAUCGCACUUUGUGUCUCCCUCUAGUUUGUUUUUAUUUUUUUCUUAGCAGUGAAUUGAUAUCCUUCCACCUGCUGAUAUGAUGUACGUGAAACGAUCCUCCCUCAGACAUCUCUUGCCUAGAGUGUGCAAUACAACUCCUGUGUUUCUUGAUUUGCUUGUACAGGGUGUCUUGACUUGUUCUGUGAGAGCUGCUACCAUUAUGAACUUCCAGCCAGUUUUAGCACUUUGUGGUUUUGAGACAAACGUUUACUAAUAAGAGGUGAAUUUUGUUAUGUGUAGGUUUUUCUUAUUUCAAACAUGAUCUCCUUUGUUGACAAAGUAAUUGAGGGUUGGUCCACUCCAUCCUAUUGAGUACCUUUUUAUUUUACGACCAUUACUUUUUAAAUAUAUAUAUUAUAUAAAAUAUAUUUCCAGCACCCACAUCACAACUGGAGUGUAGGGAAAUGUAUUACAUACAGGUUAUUGUAGAUGUAUGUACAUGUUUUAUUAUAUACAGUUCCAGUGACUGACUUAGAAUUCUAUGAACAAAAUAUAUUGUGAUUUAUAACCAACUUGUUUUGAGAGAUUUUUUUUGCUUGAACCUGCACAACUGGAAUGUUGUAAGAGCAUAUCUAACAUCUUUAAAUUUAAGGUUUUUGUUUUACAAAUGAUGUUGUAAUGCAAUAAAAGAUUUUACUAACACCAUA